This is a messenger RNA of Exophiala spinifera, 1065 nucleotides long. RefSeq lists its product as uncharacterized. The record is from RefSeq and is a predicted model, not a curated record. Bases 1 to 1065 code for a protein of 354 amino acids. Lineage: Eukaryota; Fungi; Ascomycota; Eurotiomycetes; Chaetothyriales; Herpotrichiellaceae. The transcript is spliced from 2 exons. Gene Ontology annotation, molecular function: dioxygenase activity.
AUGGACUACUCUUCUACCUCCGUUAGCAAGGGGGUUGACGACGAUGAUUUGGUUAUACCUGUCAUCAACUUUCAAAAUUUCCUGCAAGGGGACAGGAACACCAGGGUCGAGGCCGCGCGGGCGAUACUAGACGCCUUUCGGAACUCAGGCUUCAUCUAUCUGUCCAACCAUGGAGUUUCGGAUGAAAUGGUGAACGAUUGUUUCAGCCACGUCGCACAUUUCUUCGCAAGGCCGCAGGAUCAGAAGGACUCGUUGGCGUGGACCGACGCCAGGACGAAUCGCGGCUACGUAAAGGCAGGGCGCGAGAAGCUCAAUCUUUCCGGACAGGCCAGCGACGAACUUCGAAACCAGACCCCGGACCUCAAAGAGACCAUGGAGAUCGGCUGGGACGGCAACACCAGCAAACCAAACAAAUGGCCGGAAAGGCUGGAUGACGAAGGCGUCGAGUUCUCCAGGUUCAUGCGUGUGUUCUACGACCGAAUGCACGAUCUCAAUUUGCAAAUCAUGUCGGCCAUUGCCCUGGGGAUGGGGCUCGACGAGGCCUUUUUCACUCCCUUUGUCGACGCCAAAGAUAACAACCUCCGGAUCCUGCAUUAUCCGUCGGUCAGGGAGACUGGCCGGACCGACAAGAUCAGGAUAAGAGCCGGAGCCCAUUCCGACUACGGCUCCAUCACGUUGUUGCUCCAAGACUCGAUCGGAGGCCUGGAAGUGCAGUCACCUCGCGGGACCUGGGUGCGAGCGAAACCAAUUCCCGGCACCAUCGUGGUCAACGCCGGUGACCUUCUGAGUCGGUGGAGCAACGAUCUGAUCAAAAGCACCAAACACCGCGUCGUUCAGCCCCCACCAAAGCCGGAUGGUAGUAGUAGUAGUAGUAGCCAGGAGCCAGAGACCGGCUCAGAGACGAUCCUGCCCGAACGGUACUCGGUCGCCUACUUCUGCAUCCCAAACUUCGAUGCCCUGAUUGAUGCACUUCCCGGCACUUGGGAACUCGAUCCCGUGGGCAAGAAAUAUCCCAGCAUUUUGUCAGGGGAAUAUCAAUAUCAACGUCUCUCGGAGACUUUCUAG